AUGACAAGCAAGCACAGUCUGAGGAACCCAAAGGAUAUGCAGUACGCAUUCUCAUACUUUUAUUACUUGAUCCACAAGAAGGUACCAUUCGACUUGGAUAAGUUAUGGGCCAAGGAGAUAGAUAUCAAUCGCGAUGGAUAUUUGAAUGAGAACGAACUGCGAACACUUGCCAUCAAUGUAUUUAGCACACCAUUGAAGCCUACAACAUUCAAAGAGUUCAAGUCCGACCUCUACAAGACAUGUAUGGAGUUGCGACAUCCCACACCGGCACCUGUGAUUGUGGAAGAAUCCUCCUCCUCCGACUCUAGCGACUCAUCAUCUUCCUCUUCAGAGUCGUCUGAGGACUCAGGAUCAACCGCGGCAGUUCCAGUGAUCCCAGCAACUCAGACAGCCACAGCCACAGCCGUAGCUACAGCCACAGCCACAGUCACAGCUACUACCGCGCCAAAAGCCACUACCCCAGCAGUCGACAACAACACACUGGAAGUUGGCCAGAAAGAGUUGGAAGCAUGUCGUAUCGAUUUGGAAGUGUUGAAGGCUUCGAACAAGACACUGAUGGAGAUUCACAAGUCCUAUGCCAAGCGCACAAUGUACAGAACGUCGAUUGAGGGCACGGACGAGGUGGCAUUCCUCAUGGUGGACGACAAUGACAAUUCGACACAGACAAAGUUGGAUGGAGUUAGACAGCGACGCCACAAGUUCAUCUGUCUCAACGACAACAUCAACCAUGACAAGCCAACAGCACAUCUUGUGAUCAAGGUCAUCCAUGACUUUUACGAAUCACUAUUCCCCUUCCCAUCCUCCUUUGAGUUGCCACCUGGACAGACCAAUCACUUUAGAUACAUACAUGAGAUCAUUGAUAAGAAACAAGAGGAGAACAACAAGAACAACACAUUCAUUUAUAUCUUUGGUGUUGUUGGUGUAAUGAUUGUUAUGUUGAUGUGGAAACGAUCAAAGAGAUCAUCCAAUGGCAACCAUCACAGUAUCAAUGGUAUCAUUGGUGGUGUUGGUAACAAGUCAGCAGCGAAGCAACGUAGCAACAAAAGAUACAUGAUAGUAUAA
Acytostelium subglobosum LB1 is the source of this 1062-nucleotide messenger RNA. RefSeq lists its product as hypothetical. Gene Ontology annotation, molecular function: UDP-N-acetylglucosamine-lysosomal-enzyme N-acetylglucosaminephosphotransferase activity. Gene Ontology annotation, biological process: N-glycan processing to lysosome; carbohydrate phosphorylation. The transcript is spliced from 2 exons. NCBI's taxonomy places the organism in Eukaryota, Evosea, Eumycetozoa, Acytosteliales, Acytosteliaceae. Bases 1 to 1062 code for a protein of 353 amino acids. Gene Ontology annotation, cellular component: Golgi apparatus. The record is from RefSeq and is a predicted model, not a curated record.